Molecule: messenger RNA, 1445 nt
Organism: Antechinus flavipes (yellow-footed antechinus)
Lineage: Eukaryota; Metazoa; Chordata; Mammalia; Dasyuromorphia; Dasyuridae
Gene: PIGK
Product: phosphatidylinositol glycan anchor biosynthesis class K
Exons: 11
Coding region: 38-1252 (404 amino acids)
Biological process (GO): protein localization to cell surface; attachment of GPI anchor to protein; proteolysis
Cellular component (GO): GPI-anchor transamidase complex
Molecular function (GO): GPI-anchor transamidase activity
Source: RefSeq, a predicted model, not a curated record
CGGGGCCGGCGGAGGCGGGGGCUUGGAGCCGGCGAACAUGGCGGCGCGCAGGGCUCUCGGCUGCGUCCGAAAGGCCGCGGCCUGGGCCGGCCUGGGGCUGGGGCUGCUGCUGCUUCUGGCGCCGGGCUGUGGAGGCGCGGCCGACAAGCGCAUCGAGGAACAGGCCGAGCAGCUUUUCAAGAGUGGCCACACGAACAACUGGGCAGUGCUGGUCUGCACUUCAAGAUUCUGGUUCAAUUACCGCCACGUGGCCAACACGCUCUCUGUUUAUAGAAGUGUCAAGAGACUCGGGAUUCCUGACAGUCACAUCGUCCUGAUGCUCGCGGACGACAUGGCGUGCAACCCCAGAAACCCUAAGCCGGCCACCGUGUUUAGCCACAAAAACAUGGAACUGAACGUUUAUGGAGAUGAUGUGGAAGUCGAUUAUAGAAGCUACGAGGUGACCGUGGAGAACUUUCUGCGCGUGCUGACGGGGAGGGUCCCCCCGAGCACCCCGCGGUCCAAGCGCCUCCUCUCUGACGACAGAAGCAACAUUCUGAUUUAUAUGACGGGCCACGGGGGGAACGGCUUCCUGAAGUUCCAGGACUCUGAAGAGAUCACCAACGUAGAGCUCGCUGACGCCUUCGAACAAAUGUGGCAGAAGAGGCGUUACCACGAGAUGCUGUUCAUCAUCGACACUUGCCAGGGGGCGUCCAUGUACGAGCGCUUCUACUCCCCCAACGUCAUGGCGCUGGCCAGCAGCCAAGUGGGCGAGGACUCCCUCUCGCACCAGCCUGACCUCGCCAUCGGCGUCCACCUCAUGGACAGGUACACCUUCUACGUCCUGGAGUUUCUGGAGGAGAUCCACCCGGCCAGCCAAGCCAACAUGAACGACCUCUUUCAGGUGUGCCCCAAAAGUUUGUGCGUCUCCACUCCCGGACAUCGGACCGAUCUUUUUCAGAGAAAUCCUCAAAAUGUGCUGAUAACGGAUUUCUUCGGGAGCGUGAGGAAGGUGGAGCUCACCACGGAGACGGUGGCCCUGAAGCCGGAUCUGGGCGCCCUGGGGUACAGUCACCUCAAGUGCCAAAAGGAUGAAGAACUGACGGAACCACUUAAUUAUGCCGAGCAGCUUCCUGUGGCUCAAAUAAUUCACCAGAAACCCAAGCAGAAGGACUGGCACCCACCGGGAGGCUUCAUCCUGGGGCUCUGGGCCCUCAUCCUCAUGGUGUUCUUCAAGACGUACGGCAUCAAGCACAUGAAGUACGUGUUCUAGGGCCGAGGCCUCGGGGCCCCCCGGUCUCCGCUCGUGCUCCCCGCUCGUGCUCGGGACCCGGCAAGGUCCUUCCGUUGUCUGUGCUAACUGUGGGGUGGGUGGGUCGUGCCUCGGGUGAUGGUUUAAGAUGUUAACUUUUCAGGGUGAGUCCUUCGGGUUUGUUAAUAAAUGUGAAACGGCCCCUCUCCCCCCA